UGUCUCAAAGCAGUUCCGUCGUUGGCCUCCCUCCAUUCUCAGGGAUCCUCAGAUCGAAAAGCUCUCUCCUUUUUCCGGCGUCCAGCUAGGUUGAAGUUCGCCUGGGUUAUCAUAUCGGCCGGCGGUGUAAUUUAGUUGGCUAUUGUUGAAUCGCAUUGGGGAUUUAGGUAUUUUCGAUUGAGAUGUCAUGAGAGGGUUUGAUUAAAUCUUCUCUCUCUCUUUAUAGAUUUGGAUUCGUCUCAGUUGGUAUUGCUUGAGGUGGUUGGUUUGUGAAUCUUACAAAUUGCUAAAAAAGACUGAAGCUUUGUGGGGGAAACAAGUAAAUGUUGUCUGGUUCAGUGUACGGGCAUGUUUAGCCUCGAGAGGGAUCAUGCUAUCUCUGCGACUCACUCGCAGAUUCUGCUCUUCUUCUUCUUCUUCUUCUUCUUCCUCUGGUGUUUUUGCCCCCUCCUGCUUUCACCACCUUCCAGCUGAAUCCAAUCAGGAGGAGCCUCCUGCCCUUGUCAAGCUUAAAUCUGAGCGAGACCCUCACAAGCUAUUCAACCUCUUCAAAGCUAACGCCACUAACCACCUGGUGAUUGAGAAUCGUUUUGCUUUCGAGGACACUGUUUCUAGAUUAGCCGGUGCACGUCGGUUUGAUUUCAUCGAGGAUCUGCUUGAGCAUCAGAAGACACUUCCACAAGGCAGGCGCGAGGGCUUCAUUGUUAGGAUUAUUAUGCUAUACGGCAAGGCUGGGAUGACCAAUCACGCCCUCGAUACUUUCUACAAUAUGGAUUCUUACGGCUGCAAGAGGACUGUUAAGUCCUUCAACGCCGCGCUUAAAGUCUUGACUUUGAGACCUGAUCUCCACGCCAUCCAGGACUUCCUUCUCCAUGUCCCCUCCAAGUAUGGGGUUGUAAUGGAUGCGUUUUCGUUUAACAUUGCUAUUAAAUCUGUCUGUGACAUGGGGUUUCUUGACAAGGCGUCUCUGGCCAUGAAGGAGAUGGAGAAGUCUGGGUUGAAACCUGACGUGGUUACAUAUACUACGCUUAUAUCGGCGUUCUACAAGCACGAUAGGUAUGUGGUUGGCAAUGGACUGUGGAACCGUAUGGUGCUCAAGGGGUGUAGGCCUAAUCUCACCACCUUUAAUGUUAGGAUUCAGUUUUUAGUGAACAGGGGAAGAGCCUGGGAUGCAAAUGAUCUGUUGAUGUUGAUGCCAAAACUCCAGAUGGAACCGGACAAUGUGACAUAUAACAUGGUCAUCAAAGGUUUUUUUGUAGCGGGGUUCCCUGAAAUGGCAGAAAGAGUUUAUACAGCGAUGCAUGGUAAAGGUUACAAACCCAAUGUGAAGAUCUACCAGACGAUGAUACACUAUUUGUGUAAGGCGGGAAAGUUUGAUUUGGGUUAUACAAUGUGUAAGGAUUGUAUGAGAAAGAAGUGGUACCCAAACUUGGACACAGUUGGUGUGUUGCUGGACGGGCUUGUGAAAAAAGGCCAGCUUGAUCAAGCCAAGUUGAUUAUGGGGUUAGUUCACAAACGAGUUCCACCGUUCAGCUCAAAACAGUUGCUCCCCCUUAAAGUCCAUUUUGUAACUGUUUUACAUGGAGAGUAGUAGAACAAAUUUUGCUACGUUUUACACGACUAUUGCGGGGCCAGAGGAUUCUCUUUCUUUAUCGCCUCCUCAGUUUCUCUUUGUAUAGUUGUGGUGGAACUGGAAAAUGGAUGUUAUUAGGAAGCACAUUAACAUCUUCUUGGCAGAUUCAAAUAUAUGUUCUUCAAUGUCCUCUCUCUCUCUCUCUCUCUCAGGAUGUACUGGGAAACUCCGAUUAAUGCUGAGUCCAGAGCGAUGCGGCAUUCGCAAAUCUGUGAACAUACCAUUAGCAUGGUGAUGCACACACACACACGUGGCUCGAACAAUGAAUGAGCCAAAAGAAAGGUUGGUUCUAUAUCAACAAUAGCAUAAUACUUUUCUGCUACAGUAGAGGCAAGAAGAAAAUCUUUUUUUGGGUGAAGAUUUAGAAGUUCCACAAACAAUAUUCUUUGUAUUAUGAAAGUAAAUUACAUAAUAAAUUUUUUUCUGUGUUGAACUU
This is a messenger RNA of Raphanus sativus (radish), 2069 nucleotides long. Its product is annotated as pentatricopeptide repeat-containing protein At1g80150, mitochondrial. Lineage: Eukaryota; Viridiplantae; Streptophyta; Magnoliopsida; Brassicales; Brassicaceae. Gene Ontology annotation, cellular component: chloroplast. Gene Ontology annotation, molecular function: protein binding. The record is from RefSeq and is a predicted model, not a curated record. The transcript is spliced from 2 exons. The coding region runs from base 371 to 1591 and encodes 406 amino acids.